GCAGCCAGGCUGGGUUCAGCUGCAGCUCUACCUCCGGUUGCAAGGCAGAGAUGGCGACCGCGACUCAGCUACUGGGCCGCCGAGUAGUAAGCUGGAGGCUGCGGCCGCUGCUGCCGCCCCUCGCUGGCCUCAUUUCCCAGAGGACCCACUCUCUGCUGCCUGUGGAUGAUGCGAUCAACGGGCUAAGUGGGGAGCAGAAGCAGCUUCGUCAGACUAUGGCUAAGUUCCUUCAGGAGCACCUGGCCCCCAAGGCCCAAGAGAUUGAUCGUAGCAACGAGUUCAAAAACUUGAGAGAGUUUUGGAAGCAGCUGGGGAACCUGGGAGUUCUGGGGAUCACAGCCCCUGUUCAGUAUGGCGGCUCCGGCCUUGGCUACCUGGAACAUGUGCUGGUGAUGGAGGAGAUAUCCCGAGCGUCUGGAGCAGUGGGGCUCAGCUAUGGUGCCCACUCCAACCUCUGCAUCAACCAGCUUGUGCGCAAUGGGAAUGAGGCCCAGAAGGAGAAGUAUCUCCCCAAGCUGAUCAGCGGUGAGUACAUUGGAGCCCUGGCCAUGAGCGAGCCCAAUGCUGGUUCUGAUGUUGUUUCCAUGAAGCUCAAAGCAGAAAAGAAAGGAGAUCACUACAUUCUGAAUGGCAACAAGUUCUGGAUCACCAAUGGCCCUGAUGCUGACAUUAUUAUAGUCUAUGCCAAGAAUAAUCUGGCUGCUGUGCCAGCUUCUCGGGGCAUCACAGCCUUCAUCGUGGAGAAGGGUAUGCCUGGCUUCAGCACCUCUAAGAAGCUUGACAAGCUGGGGAUGAGGGGUUCUAACACCUGUGAGCUAAUCUUUGAAGACUGCAAGGUUCCUGCUGCCAACGUCCUGGGCCAUGAGAGUAAGGGCGUGUACGUGCUGAUGAGUGGGCUGGACCUGGAGCGCCUGGUGCUGGCUGGGGGGCCCCUCGGGCUCAUGCAAGCUGUCCUGGACCAUACCAUUCCCUACCUGCACAUGAGGGAAGCCUUUGGCCAGAAGAUUGGCCACUUCCAGUUGAUGCAGGGGAAGAUGGCCGACAUGUACACCCGCCUCAUGGCAUGUCGGCAGUAUGUCUACAAUGUCGCCAAGGCCUGUGAUGAGGGCCACUGCACUGCCAAGGACUGUGCAGGAGUGAUUCUUUACUCAGCUGAGUGUGCCACAAAAGUAGCCCUGGACGGCAUUCAGUGUUUUGGUGGCAAUGGCUACAUCAAUGACUUUCCCAUGGGCCGCUUUCUUCGAGAUGCCAAGCUGUAUGAGAUCGGGGCUGGGACCAGUGAAGUGAGGCGGCUGGUCAUUGGCAGAGCCUUCAACGCAGACUUUCACUAGCCCCAAGACCCAUCAUCCCCUUUUCCCAGCACCUAGAGGCCUUUCUUUGCAAGUAGAGACAUGGUAGCUCUCCUGCUCUGCCUGAGGCAGACCCUGUUGCUCAGCUGCCCUUCUUGUGUCAGCCUUCUGGCCUCUGCAUGGCUGCCAAGCAUCAUGGGCCUCACAGCCAGGCCAGCAGCCAGGACAGUUUCAGGGGCUUAAAAUGCACUCUGCAGUGAGUAUGUUGGCUGCUAUGGUGAUUGCUGAGAUAAGCCUUGCCCUUCGUCUCUAACUUUUAACCCUGAUGUUCCCACCUCCAAUGGUGGGCACCUGGGGGCAUGUAGGUGCCCACCUCUUUCUCUUAGAUGAGCCUCUGGAAGAGAACUCUCCCUGCUCAAGUAUAGCAAAAGCAUUGGCCCUCUUUAUUUACUGGAGCUUGAUACUGGAUGCCCAAUCUGGAAAAUCCAAAAUUUGAAACAUUACUGGUCCCUGCUCGGGAGGCUGAGGCAAGAGAAUCACGUAAGCCCAAGAGUUAGAGGUUGCUGUGAGCCGUGUGAAGCCACGGCACUCUACCCAAGGGCUGUACAGUGAGACUCUGCCUCUACAAAAAAAAAAAAGAAACAUUGCUGGUCCCAAGUAUUUUGGAUAAGGGAUAAUCAACUUGUAGACUCUUUUCUGGGGAAAAAAGUCAAAAAGACCACCCUGUUUCAAAGUCCACCCUGCAUCUUUGUGGACAUGUGUGCUGUUAAGAAUCUACAAAAGGGCAGAGCGUGGGGCGUCUGUGUGCUCUUGGAGGAUCAACUCCUCAGCAGCCCCUGAUCCUUCCACUCCAUACUGCCCUACCAUGGAACUGUUGAGUCCUGGGCAUGUGACCAUCCACAGCUGACUGGGCAGCAGGCACAGGUCCUACCUGAGCAGGCCUGGAUUGGCUGGACUCCAAUACACUCCUGCAUACAUUUCUCUAAACACCCUAUGGCUAAUUUUGUUAUAAUUGCACAGUGGCUGCUGCCAUUUUGUAUUAAACAUAUUGUGAAGCAAACCCAUCUGCUCCUAAGCAGUGUUUUGGGAGAGAAGCAGUCUACUUGCUGUUACCUCCUGUCUAGAUCCAGCCCAUGUCCUUGAGGAGGGUUUGGGCCAGGUGCUAUUUCUGCCCUCCAGCCUGCUCCUUGGUAAUGGAGGACAAGAGGGUAAAAUUAGCCCUUAAAGAUCUCCCAGUGAUUUUUAAAGGAAAUAAGGAGCUCAAAGUGGUAAAGUCUUCAAGCUAGAACAAAGCUUACAAAUUUCUGGAAACCGGGCGGCGCCCGUAGCUCAGUGGUUAGGACGCUGGCCACAUGUACCAGGGCCACAUGUACCCAGCCCCAGCCUGCUAAAAUCAAACAAACAAAAAAAUAGCUGGGCAUUGUGGUGGGCGCCUAUAGUCCCAGCUACUCAGGAGGCUUAAGCCCAAUAAUUGGAGGUUGCUGUGUGCUGUGAUGCCACAGCACUCUACCAAGGGCAACAGAGUGAGACUCUGUCUCAAUAAAAAACCAAACAAACAAACAAAAAAUAAAUAAAUAAAUAAUAAAUUUCUGGAAACCAUCCUUAAGGUUUUUAGAACACCAAGACAAUUUGACUUUGUCAAGGUCAGAACUGGGGCUAGAAUCCAGAUCUGUUAAGUGGCAAAAAUGAGAGUGUUCUGAGAAUUCCAGCCUGAGACCAACCCCAUUGCACAGCAGCUUGGAUGGAGCAUGGUCUAGGAAGGGUACAGGUCUGGGUUUUUCCGCCCCUUCUAAGUUCCUAAAAGAGGGAAAUGGUUUUCUUGGCUCCUGGCCUGGCUUUUGGUCCUUGCCUGUAGCCAAGUGUUGUUCCCAGCCUGCUGCUUGAGACAACUGGGCUAGCUCCUUACCUACCCAAUCCAGUGCCAUCCUAAUGGGAAGACCCAAGGCUUGUGAGCUGCCUCUUCAUUUCUGUAUCUUGCCCUGGCACUGUAUGGGAGAUGAAUGUGGCUAAAGCAGUGAUCUUGCUGGAUUAAUCCAUAGCCUAGACCAGGCGCCAUGGCUCGCUCCUGUAAUCAGCAUUCUGGAAGGCCGAGGCAGGAAGAUAGCUUGAGGUCAGAGGUUUGAGACCAGCUUGAGCAAGAGCAAGACCCUGUCUCUACUAAAAAUAGAAAAAUUAGCUGGGUGUUAUGGUGGGCACCUACAGUUCCAGCUACUUGGGAGGUGGAGGCAGGAGAAUCACUUGAACCCAGGAGUUUGAGAUUGCCAUGAACUAGACUGAUGCCAUGUUACUCUAGCCUGGGCAACAGAGUAAGACUAUCUAAAAAAAACAUUUUUUAAAAAUAAAAUAAAUGAAUAAAUAAAAACCUGGAGCCUGGGGACAGAAUGGGAUGAGAUGUUUUAUCCAGUGUUGCCUUGCCAAUCUGGGGAUAAGAUGACUGUUCCGGUUCAGUAUGUGAAGUAAAAGAAAAAUGUUUUAAAAUAAAACUGAAAAACCAAAA
This is a messenger RNA of Nycticebus coucang (slow loris), 3786 nucleotides long. RefSeq names its product isovaleryl-CoA dehydrogenase (gene IVD). Bases 51 to 1331 code for a protein of 426 amino acids. The transcript is spliced from 12 exons. Gene Ontology annotation, biological process: L-leucine catabolic process. Gene Ontology annotation, molecular function: 3-methylbutanoyl-CoA dehydrogenase activity; flavin adenine dinucleotide binding. The record is from RefSeq and is a predicted model, not a curated record. NCBI's taxonomy places the organism in Eukaryota, Metazoa, Chordata, Mammalia, Primates, Lorisidae. Gene Ontology annotation, cellular component: mitochondrion.